AUGAGACUCUUCUAUACACUUUCUCUGGUGAGUGUCGUCGUUUUGGCUUCCGACCUUACGACAGCUCGUUGCCGUUGCCCUCAGGUCAAGUGUCCCACUGAUGACUGGAGUGCCCAAGCUCGCCAUCAGCAGAAUCCUGACAUUACACAUCAGUUCUGUCCAUACCCAUACCAGCCACCCAUGCUGUUGCCAGAUCCCGUGCCAUCACCCGAACCAACCACUGAGCCUGCCAAGUGCGAGUGCCCCUUAGUAAACUGCCUUCAGGGACCCGGGCUCUGUGACUGCAUCAACACCGCAGCGCAAAACUGUUACCAAAGGUGCGGAGGCACGCCUCCCAAGCUUCAGUCUUGCCCAGACCUCCCACAGUCCACCCCCGAAGCCACAUGCGAGUGUGAAAGCGUCUUCUGCGCCCAGUCAUUCCCCGAAAGCUGCUACUGCGCAAAUGCAGCUGCGCAAGCGUGCUAUAAGAAAUGCGGCGUCGUCCCAAACUUGCAGCAAUGUCCUCCAAACGAAAUCCCUUCUAUGACAACAACAACACUACAGACAUCCACGUUGCCCGCAGAACCAGCACCUACACUCCUGCCUCCCAACACACACAAGCUCUGUGGCGGUGGUCGCGCAAACGCGUUCCAGUGCGACGAGGGUUUCACCUGCAUUACUGAUCCGUACACACCAGGCUGUGGGCCUGCAUGCGACGGUCUGGGCAUCUGUGUCGAGGACAAGAUUUGCGGCGGGUUUGCUGGGUUUGAGUGCGCAGAUCAAAACCAAGUUUGUCUUGAUGAUGAAAGGGACGACUGCGAUCCUGCGCAGGGAGGAUCGGAUUGUGCGGGCUUGUGCGUGACGCCGCACCGCAGUCUGGGGAGCGACUUGUGA
This is a messenger RNA of Parastagonospora nodorum SN15, 873 nucleotides long. RefSeq lists its product as hypothetical. The transcript is spliced from 3 exons. The record is from RefSeq and is a predicted model, not a curated record. Lineage: Eukaryota; Fungi; Ascomycota; Dothideomycetes; Pleosporales; Phaeosphaeriaceae. Bases 1 to 873 code for a protein of 290 amino acids.